AUGUCGUACUCGUCAGCGCCUCCCCGCCCUCCAGUCCCGCCCGAUCUUCGCCACGAACUCGCGCAGGACCGCUACGCAGCGUCGUCGCCCCUAGCCGCGCCGCGCCCACAACGGAUCGAUCCCAGCAUCGGGCAUUCACUGGACAGCCAAGCUGCGCCAGCGACGAGCGGAUUCACGAUGCCCACCCCGUCGUUCGGCGGCCCAGCAGGCCCGAUCUCAGCGCCAGCCACCACACACGACGACUCUGGCUGGACACCAUGGAACAUCGCCCGCCAAACCCCCCUCCCACCCACACCCGCGCCGAUGACGAUCGCAGCGCACCCACCGCCGCCUCUGCCCCCGCCCUCAUCCAGCAACGCUCUCACCGCCGAACUGCCGAGUAUAAAAACCCUUCUCGAGGCCCUGCCAGCGAUCCAGCAGCCGCAGUUCGACCCGUCGCUGAAGAUCACUUGGGCGCGCGACGUGCUCUUCCUCGCCGACCGGGCGCACCAUCUGCACCUCACACUGACGACGCAAGGCGGUACAGUGCCCUCGCUGACAGACCCCAUCAUCGGGCCCAUGCCCUUCUCCGCCCUCGACCCCGAUCUCGCCCAAAUGCUCAACGCAGCCGUACCGAUGGUGCUCAGCAUCGCCUCGCCCUUUCCCCCAGGCCAGCCCCACUCGUCGUCCACCAGCUCCCAAAUGGAGGCGUGGCAGGCCGAAGCGGUGUACAUGCGUGCUCUCUUCCAGUCAACCGGUGCAUUCCCCGCACACAUCGCGCACAAUCCCAAGUCUGCUUUCCGGGAUUUCGAGACGGCUGCGAGGGGUGGCUACGCUGGUGCCUGGUUCCGCCUCGGACGAGACUACGAAACAUUCGGUGACUUGAAACACGCACGAGAAUGCUUCGAACGCGGAGCCCGACUAGGCGUCGGAAUCAACAGCAAAUCCAACAACGCUAACAGACACAGGCCCAACCCCAACACCCCAUCCCAGCACGGUCGCCACUCCCGGUCAGACACAAACGCCAGGCAAGAAGCACCCCGCCACGUUUGCCGAGAUGGGGAUUCAGGGUGCGAAAGCGGAGGAUAA
This is a messenger RNA of Coprinopsis cinerea okayama7#130, 1068 nucleotides long. RefSeq lists its product as hypothetical. Gene Ontology annotation, molecular function: protein binding. Bases 1 to 1068 code for a protein of 355 amino acids. The transcript has a single exon. NCBI's taxonomy places the organism in Eukaryota, Fungi, Basidiomycota, Agaricomycetes, Agaricales, Psathyrellaceae. The record is from RefSeq and is a predicted model, not a curated record.